This is a messenger RNA of Marchantia polymorpha subsp. ruderalis, 3535 nucleotides long. The record is from the annotation of a GenBank genome assembly. Lineage: Eukaryota; Viridiplantae; Streptophyta; Marchantiopsida; Marchantiales; Marchantiaceae.
GGAGCCUGGAAUCUUGGAUUCGAUGCCCGAAAUUAGGAGGAAAGAGGCAGGAAAAAGGAGGCAGCAGCGCAGCCGCGGUGCUUCCUUGGUAUGGGAGAGCGGUGGGGAUGGGGGAUGGGGGACAUUGGCCUUGUCGCUUUCCCUCGUUUGAACGUUCGGCGAGCCUCAUUAUUGAGAUUUGCACAAUCGCAGGUGAAGAGCGAGAGCACCGUGGAGCUUUGGAUGCGGUGCCGGACGCGGAGAACGAAGCAAGAGGGCGAGCAGCUUAGGUGGUGCUGGUGGGACCUAUGGGCGGAAGCGAGCAGGCUAACCAACCAACAUCUUCUGCGUGAAUGUUGCGAGGACUUAUUUGCGAGCGAGAGAGCUGUGUGACUUUCAUUUUCACGGAGAGAGAUUGCGAGAGAGAGCGAGAGUGAGAGAGACAGAGAGAGAGAGAGAGCUGAGAGCGAGGCUAUGUACGCGUGUUUCUUGUGUUGCGCGUGUACGUGAGUUUUCUUCCAUCUUUCCGCAUUCCUUUCGUCAGACCGACCAGUAUUUGCCGUCCUUGCCCGCACGCCCUCACUGUCUUGCGAGAUAUUGGUCGUUUUAUCUUCUCUUCACGACAUUGGACUUGUUUCACUGUUGUUGUUGAAGUCGAGUGAGCGAGAGACGGCGCGCGUGCACUCCGCCCCACCUUGAAGGUAACGAGACGCGGAGUUAGUUGAGGUACGAUGGACGUCGACUACAGAUCUCCUCUUCUGGAGAAUAACGUUGUUUACCUGGGCACCUAUCUUGGCAAAGGGGAACCUACCGGCCAUAGAUGUGACAGAAAAUGUCACGUUGAGCAUGUAUGGGCCAACCUGUAUCGGUGUAAGUCGUCUAACGUGACACAUGUGUGUGAUAAGAACUGUAAUCAAAGGAUCCUCUAUGAUAAUCACACAAGCGUCUGCAGAGUAAGUCGCCAAUUUUUCCCUCUGACAACGGCAGAACAGGAAGCCGUCAGGGGAGUGAGGAGGAAGCGCGAAACUGAUAGCUGUGAGAGCUGUUCAUACAAGCGACGACAAGAACUCUUCAGGCCAAGUCCGUCAGCUUUUGAGUCGUCUUUCAAGAGGGUGGUUCCUGCCACCGGUCGUUUUAGCUCUGUGGAAAGUUUCAUGGAUACGAAUUGAUAAGGCCAUGCGUCUUAUUACAUAGGUCGUAGAAGAUUUUGUAUCAUAGUCUAGAUCUGAACGAUGACCGAUGUGGCCAUCUUAAGUUCACGCCUUUAUGAGAGCUGCAGUCAAACUCAUGAGUACAUAUGGAGAUUCGUAAGCGGGUAUUUACAGAGCUUGGUAGAGACUCUGCCAAAAGGGAGUUACGGUCGUCGCUUCGUAAACAAUCGAGAGCUGCUAGCAGAUCAGGUCCUUAACAUCGUUAAUCGCUAAGUCUUUCGCGUAGGAGUUAGGGAAGACUUCAUAUAGACCAUAAGUAAUUACACUUGAAGUCCAAUUUCAUAACAUUCUUCAUUGCGUCUCAUUGCCAUUGUGUUUCUGGAGCAUGGAGUUGAUGGUAGAAAGAAAUCUGCCAUUCACCAAAGUAUGUAACAUAAAAUGUUCUGAAGCCCUUAUGUUGGAGUGUCAUUGUUGCUCAUCCAGGUUUCUCGAGACAUUCACUUGCUAGUCCGGCAUGUUGAUGCCAGUUUACACACGGCAUCACUGUUUUCCACAUUUCUUGUCAAUUUUGACUGAAACCCUAUCACUGUGCUUAAAUAACCUGAUCAAGUUCACCACAUGGAUGGAACUCUGUAUCUCGUCUUGUUCAUGGGAGGGGACAUUGAACUUUGGGCUGGCUUAGUGAGACUGUUUGCGUAGGUUCUCUCUUUCUUGCCGAAGCAUGAAAGAGGAAGCCUUCUCGCAAAACUAGCUCUUUUUAUGUUUGCAAACAGUUUUCAUCUGGUUUCAGAUUGACUAUGCAACAGGGACUCCGGAAUAAUUCUUUAUCGUAGAUUUCUCAGGGCUCCUCCGAACCUGCAGUUUGGGCAGCGUUUCGGUUUAGGAUAAUUUCUGGACUGGGGAUGCCCUGUUCGUAGCUCGAUAGAUUUAAUCUGGCUUUUAGGACGUAGGCGUUCUUCUUAUUUAGCUGGUAGAUCGAUCCGCUUUAGCUUCUCUAGUGCCUGAGAAUUAUAACAUGCAAACAUGUUCCGAGUUGUCUGAACCGGGAAUGCCCUGUUCAUUGGUCGAUGAAUGUGAGGUAGCGUAGUUGCCAAUGGCUGCUCUCAAUUUCUGUAUACUUUUUGAGUUUUAGUUGCUUUAGCAUAUGGUUUAAAAAUAAUCUUGGACUUCUUUUGAGCUGUACAGGAUAUAGAAGCGAACCAGGGAGGAGUUGGUGUUUGCUUUGAAUUUCGUAUCUGAUAAAGUACCUAUCUCUACUGUCUGUGAGAGAUUUCUUCGCUAACUCCUGAACGUGAGCUUUAUAUAUGGUUUCGAGGUGACUCAGCCAAGCAGUUCGUGUCCUUUUUACUCAGUAGGAUGUCAAUUGUUUUUAAGCUCUAUCGUCCUCCUUGCGAUGUACGUCAAGAAGCAUUGUUCGUUCUCUAUCAUACUUCUAAUUAUCCUCCUUGUAAGAAUGUGGUGAGUGCAGGUUUUGAGGACCUAAGGCUGAAGACGGAAGCCUUCAGUUCUCGCCCAGAGGCGAAGUGUCACGGAAAUCAUCCGCGCAGUGCGAGUUGCCACUCUUCUAACCUUGUCGGUCACUUCGUGGCUAGUUUCUUUCAGACAGACACCAAAGACUUCGGACCGAUUGCUCACGGGCAGUUUGAACUGCUAGCUGUUAGGCCGAAAGUUCUAGUACGAGGCAGGUAAUCCUUGUGAUAUAGUUAAUCUCCCGAAAGUCGAUGAUGUGGUUUCUAAAGUCUGUUUCAAUUUCUUGCAUCUCUUUUUUUGCUGUGGUCCUGUAUUGCUCUCUAUCAGGAGUUUUUUCCGAAGUACCAAGGCUGCAGCUAACCGAGGACUUACGUCGGUGAGAAACUAACGGAGCCGGCUUCAAUAUAAAAAAGGUUUCAAAGUUUGAAUGAACAUUUUGCGUGGACAUCGGGCUGGUCUUGUGUGUGGAUGACCACUUCGUUUGAUGUUGUUGGAGGCGUGGAAGACGAAUGUUUUGAGCAACGACAACUUAACGUUGGUAUUGUAGUUCAGAAUACACGAUCUUUUGGAAGGACGAUCGUGUAUUCUUGCAAUAUGAUCGUGUUUUGAUCAUAUUGCAGCACCAUUAUCAAUUAGGUUAGCAAUACCGCGAUUGGAGCAAGAUAUUAGCAAGAUGAAUUAGAAUUAGACUAAGUUCGUAGUCAGUUUAAGUCCUCUAUCGCAGUUUAGCAGCUAUGGAUAUAUUCUGUAGGUUACAUAGGUUGCAGCAGUGAUUAAUGAUUCAUUGGGUUAUGGUUUUUAUAGCUGGACAUCCAGUAGAUUGUACAUUCUAUCCAGUUUUAUAGCGAGAGUCUGUUAAGCGGAGAUCACAAAUUUGUGUCUCUCAACUCAUAAUGUAAUGCUCAGGGAUUAAAUGUCGAUCUUUAGCGUUUCAU